Messenger RNA from Dentiscutata heterogama, 978 nucleotides. Lineage: Eukaryota; Fungi; Glomeromycota; Glomeromycetes; Diversisporales; Gigasporaceae. The record is from the annotation of a GenBank genome assembly.
AUGAGACCAGCUAGAAAGCAGGCAGAGGAAUCCAUUCUAAAAGUAGGACCGUCAAGAAUCUCAUCUACUGAUACUCCUGGCACGUUCUAUAAUAUCUGGUACAAUAAAUGGUCGGGUGGUGAAAGGACAUCAAGAUUUUCAAGAGAGAAGGCAAAAACGCGUUGUAACGUAGCUCUUGAUGCCGGUGAAACUAAAGCUGAUAAAAUGCCUAGUACAUAUUUCUGCCUAUAUUUUGCACGUGGAUGCUGCCCUUUCGGACAUGAAUGUGGUUUUUGGCACAGAAUACCUACGGAAUCGGACCCUGUAGACUCUACGAUUGAUGUGUUUGGACGCGAUAAAUUCAAUGAAUAUCGAGAUGAUAUGGGCGGUGUUGGUUCUUUUAAUAGAGAGAAUCGGACGCUUUACGUUGGAUAUAUUCACAUUAAUCCUGAUAUGGAGGAAAUAGUUAGAAAACACUUUGGUGAAUGGGUUAAAAUAUUAAAGGACAAAGGCGUAGCUUUUGUGACGUAUAUGAGCUCUCUCAACGCAGAAUUUGCUAAAGAGGCAAUGAGUAACCAGAGCUUAAAUCAUAAUGAGGUGCGUAUUAAAGUUGACGAACUGCCACAGAUAUCACAUAUUUUUGUAGCAUUAUCAAUACCCAUUUCGGGUGUACUAAUUUUUCCCACCACUUCACUAUCGGAAUGGGCUACCGAUGAUCCAAAUCCUCGUGCUAAAGCUGAAUAUAAGAGGAAGGCAGAAGCACUUGCAGCACAAGCAAUACAAAAAAGUCUUCCUGCUGAAUUCACACUAGGCAAUACAGAUUACACAAACAAACGGCCUAGAAUGGUUUAUAAUUCUAUACCGGAUCAAUACGGGCUAGAGGGGUACCAAACACCACUGGGUUUGGAACAACCCGUUAAUUAUGAUCAGUCCGUUGGAAGUGGUGAUGGACAACAUGUAGAAACAACAGAAAGUGAGCCUGCACUCGACAAAUAUUAA